Molecule: messenger RNA, 834 nt
Organism: Effrenium voratum
Lineage: Eukaryota; Dinophyceae; Suessiales; Symbiodiniaceae
Source: the annotation of a GenBank genome assembly
CCUAGACAAACUCAUAUCAGGCCACCCGAAGCGAUGGACAGCCCCUGGGAAUUGCUGCGCGACGGCGGGGAUGCCGAGCGCAAGGACCGGGGCCUGGUGCUGCGCGCCGUGCAAGAUGAGGGCAUCGCUCUGCAGUUCGCAGCGCCAGAGCUGCAGGACGACCGCGAGGUGGUCCUUGCUGCCAUCGAGCAGGACGCUGAUGCUUUGCAGUACGCCUCCGAAGACUUGAAGAAGUGCCGAGAGGUCGUUGCUGCCGCAGUGGCGCGUGAGGGUGCCACGCUGCGCUUUGCGGACGAGAGCCUUUGGAGUGACCGGGACCUUUUGCUGGCGGCGGUGACCCGUGACGGGCGCCUGCUGCGCUUGGCACCGAACUUGGAGCUGCAGGAUCAAGCCCUUGUGCUUGCAGCCGUCCGCCAGGAUGGUGAUGCCCUGCAAUUCGCCUCGGAAGAAUGGAGGGGCGACAAGGAGGUCGUGUUGGCCUCUGUCGCCAGCAGUGGGGAGACUCUGCAGAUCGCUUCGCAGGAGUUGCAAGACGAUGCAGACGUGGUCCGCGCUGCAAUCAGGUUUGACGGCCAGGUGUUGAAGUUCGCCUCUCCGCGGCUCCGCGGGGAUCGAGAGCUGGUAAUGCAAGCAGUGAAGCAGCAUGGCUGCGCUCUGGAGUUUGCCUCUGAGGAGCUGCGUGGUGACCACAACGUGGUGUGGCAGGCGGUGAACCGCACUCCUCGGUCCUUGAAGUUUGCCCUAGGUGGCCUUGCUGAGGACCAGGAGUUGGAGGAAUUGGCACGGGACGCUCGUUGCCGGAUUCAAGAAACUGGCAGGUAAUUUCCACAACAA